Petromyzon marinus (sea lamprey) is the source of this 8491-nucleotide messenger RNA. The record is from RefSeq and is a predicted model, not a curated record. NCBI's taxonomy places the organism in Eukaryota, Metazoa, Chordata, Hyperoartia, Petromyzontiformes, Petromyzontidae.
GAUUGCUGGCUCACCGAAGCGAUAUCCAGGCUCAACUCCUGCGCUUAGCUUCGUGAAAUUUGAGAGAGAUCGGGCACAUUCCCGAUGACGUGAUCAUUGGCUGCAAACGCAAUCCCACCGAUAAGGCGAUGACUCUUCGCGCCCAUCUGUAGGAAACUGGGCUGAGAGCGCGGCUCUUUGCCACAGGGCGCACACCAUCCCUGGCGGAGCACUGUACCUCGCCGUGUGUCGCUCACGCAAGAGAGCUAUUCGCGGUGCGCUAAAGAUAGCGCCGCAACAUCCUACUCCCGGCCGCCAUGUGGUCGCGUUCGCUUACCACCAGAGGAGGUGGUUGGUGGGUGGGUGGUGGUGGUGGAGGAGGUCUGGAGGAUAUUGUUGCGCGCGCGCGCGGCGUGCGUGGUGGCACCACCAGCGAGGUGUGUUCACAAGCGAUCACGCCACGGAUUCUCCUCGCGUGAACCCCCUUGGCCGAGGGCUGCUGUGAUCCAGCGGACGGACCUGGUGAACUCGCGUGAGGUCAGCUCGAUUUCUCUGCGAUUUCCCCCAAAUUCGGCCGCCGCUCGCGAGGAAUCCCCAAUGCUUCUUCUAACGGCCGAGUUGAACACGAACGGCCUUGAGAGCAGGACAAGGGGUGCCGGGUCAUGGAGGGGAGACACAGCAGAGAGCUCAACGGGAAGGCACCCGCUCCCAGGUCGGCUAUGGCUGACGGGAAAGUGGGCCCGUUCUUGCCAGUUGUGGCCAACGGAGACGCCUUGGCGCAACGCAGCGCGAUCCCCAGAGGUGCAGGAAGCUCGGUGAGCUCAGUGGGCGAGCAGCAGCAGCAGCAGCAGCGGCAGCAGCAGCAGCAGCUGGCGGUGGUGAGCGCCACGCGAGAGGUCUCGAGCCGAGCCGGCGAGGAGGUGGUGCUCGAGUGUUCCCUGCUGGGGCCGCCCGACGUGGACGUGGACUGGUGGCGCUCGGGCCGCCUGGUGCAGCCGGCGCUGCUCGGCUGCCGCAUGCGGUCCGACGGCCGCAAGGCGCGCCUCGUGUUCCCGGCGGCGCACGAGGAGGACAGCGGAUUCUACACGUGCCGCCUCAGCACCGCCAAAGAGGAGCAGACCUGCUCCAUCCGCCUCGUGGUGAGGCCCUCGCUGCUGCCCAUCUUCACACGGAAGCCCGAGAGCCUCGACGUGGCGGAUGGGCGCCCCGCGCGCCUCGACUGCCGCGUGAGCGGGACCCCGGCUCCCACCGUCACUUGGUUCCGAGACGGCCGGCCAGUGCAGAGCGGCGAGAGGCGGCGCGUGUCAUCGGAGAAGGGGCUGCACUGCCUCUCGGUGCCGCACGCCUCCGCCGAGGACGAGGGCGAGUACACGGUGACGGCGGCGAACACCCACGGCGAGGUCAGCUGCUCCUGCACGCUCAUCGUCAGCGAGCCGCGGGCCCCGCACGCCUCCAACAUAUCCAAGCGCGACAUGAUGCCCUCCAUCGCCGAGGAGCCCGAGCUGGGCGAAGUGGAGAGAGACGGCGACAUAGAGUCUCACCGGGAUGGGCCUCGAGACUCAGCCACGACCCUAGGUCGUUCCGCGCGGCAGCCGGCACCGCCCAGGUCCGGCAAGGUGGCCGCUCGAGACGCCCGGUCGGCAGGGGUCCCGCGCCCCUCGACCCCCUCCGGUCCCCUCCUCCGCGACCCUAAGGCCGCCCCGGACUUCUCGCAACCACUGUGCGACGUGGCGGUGCUGGAGGGAGGUUGCGCCGUGCUCGAGUGCCGGGGCCAGGCGCGCAUCCCUCCCCAGGUGUCCUGGCUCCGGCAGGGCGAGCAGGUCCCGUUGGGCGGCAGGGUCACGUCGAAAGAGGGUGAGGCUGCCCACUCGAUCGCUCAGACGCUCACACGCAACACGCUUUCCCUGCCUCCGUCUCUUGUGAUUCUGCAAGGGAUAACCGGACUGACGCCUCUGCGUUCGAAGAAUGGCACGUUCAGGCUCAUCAUUCAGUCCGCAAAGCUGGCUGACGCCGGCGUUUACAAGUGUAUUCUGUCAAACUCCGCGGGGAGGGCCUUCUGUCACGCUCAUUUGCACGUCGUGGACGCCACCCCCGGGCCUCCGGAUGGACCCCCGAUUGUCACAGAUGUGACUGACGACUCCGUGACGCUGUCGUGGAAACCUCCCAAGGCCUUCCAGGCUUUCUCAGAGCCGGGCUCCGUGACGUACGCGCUGCAGUACCAGGUGGUUGGCCGCAGCCAGUGGAUCGUCGUGGCGUCCAACGUGCCGGGCACGAGCCAUGCGGUGCGCACGCUGCGCCCGGGACUGCACUACCUCUUCCGCGCGCUCACCGUGAGCCCGCACGGCUGCAGCCGCCCCUCGCCUGCCUCGGCACCCACCUGCCUCCUGCCCCACGAGCCCUUUCUCAAUGAGCCUCCUCGCUUUGUCAAGAAGUAUGAAGAGAUUUUUGCGGUGGAAAAUGAGCCCCUGGAGAUCACGUGCAGAUUGAACCAUGUGCAGGCGACCGUGUCAUGGACAAGGGACGGCAUCCCGGUGGACGAGAGUUCUGGCGAGGUGCGGCUGAGCUCUCGGCCCGGGGGCACGUGGGCGCUGGAGAUGCCGCGUGCUCGCGCCGAGCUGCUGGGGGAGCUGGUGUGCACGGCGCGCGGCGAGUUCGGCUCCGACUCCUACACGGCCGUGGUGUCGCAGGCCGAGGCCCCGCACUUCGAGGUGAUCAUGGAGGACGUGGAAGUGCAGGAAGGAGACCCGGUCCGCCUGUCCGUGGUGGUGCACGGGCGCCCCGAGCCCGAUGUGCUGUGGUACAAGGAUGGCGCUCGGCUGGCGGAGGCAGGCGGGCUUGCCUCGGUGACGCGGAGCGGCUCCGCGUGCUCCCUGCUGCUGCGCGACGUGCGUGGCUCGGACCGCGGGCUCUACGCGUGCGAGGCGCGAUCCCGGGCCGGCACGGCACGCUGCAUGGCCGAGCUGAGCGUGCACAUGGAAAAAUCAGAGGCCCGACAGCGAGAGAUGCCAGAAGAAGAAGUACGAAAACUGAAAGACCACUAUGAGAUACUGGAAGAGAUCGGGAGGGGAGCCUUCGGCUCAGUGCGCCGCGUGCGUGCACUUAGCGGGGGGUCUCCCUGCGCCGCCAAGUCGCUGCCCCGGGGUCGCGUGCGGCGCGAGGCCGCGGAACGGGAGCUGCGUGUGGCGGCACGGCUCGCGCACGAGCGCGUCGUGUGCCUGCACGACGCCUUCCGCUCGCGGCGCCGCGUCAUCAUCGUCAUGGAGCUGUGUUCGAAUGAGGAGCUGUUGGACAGGCUGGUGAAGAAGCCAGCGCUGUCUGAACAUCAGGUGAAGAUGUACAUCAAGCAGAUCCUGGAGGGCAUCAGCUAUCUGCACUCUAUCAACAUACUCCACCUCGACAUCGAGCCGUCCAACAUCCUGAUGGCCGAUGCUGGCAAGGACGACAUCAAGAUAAGCGACUUUGGCUUCGCCCAGGAGGUGGUGCCUGGCUCCCCGCAGUACAGCGAGUUCGGGACGCCUGAGUUCGUGUCCCCCGAGGUGGCGCGCCACAGCCCCGUGUACAAGGCCUCCGACAUCUGGCCUGUAGGUGUCAUUACGUACGUGUGCCUCAGCGGACUCUCUCCGUUCCUGGGCGAGAACGACCGAGCGACGUUGCUCAACGUCACGCGCAAGACGCUGAACUUCGACGAGCGCACGGCGGCGAUCACGAGCCGCGAGGCGCAGGACUUCAUCUCCAGAGUGCUCGUGCAGGACAUCGGGCGGAGGCCACUGGCUGACGAUUGCCUCAAGCACCCGUGGUUCAAGAGCUUCACGACUUUGCGAGCAGUCACAAACAUCAGCACGGAUCGACUCAAAUUCUUCCUGUCCCGCCGAAGGCUGCAGCGCUCCCUGGUGCGCUACAAGUCGGCCGUGGUGCUGCGCUCCAUCCCCGAGGUGCUGUCGGGCCACGUCGCCCCGCGCGUCUCCCGCCGCACGGCCAAGCAACUUCGAGACGCCGCUGCUUCCUCCUCCUUCUCCUCCUCCUCGUCUUCCUCGUCCGGAGAGGAAGACCCAGGUGGUUCCGAAAGCUCGAAUGGAUUAGGUUUGGACGCACUGCGUCCAGAUUUUUCGGCUCGGAGCCAGGACGAUAGUAGGGGUUCCUCCGCACGGGGGACCUUGGGCUCCGACACGGAGCCCGCGGUGCUCGGCCGACUCGGGGCGGUGGUGCAACGGAACGGGGAGUGCGGCAGCAAGGAAGCGGCGAUAGAACGGGGACUGCAGUCGUUUUCGGAGCGCAGAGCGGCUCAGAGAGGCGUGAUCCAAAGGACCAACUCGGCCGACGCAGCCUUUCAGGAUGGCCGGGCUUCUGUCACGAACAGGAGCACGCAGGACGGCGCCGCUGCGGCCUCACAGUACCUGAAGCCGCACCUGAGCAAGUCGGCAUCCUUGGAGCUCCCACCAAAAAGCCGGAGCCCUGGUUUGACGCUUCUAGGCCCUCCCUCUGAGAGCUCCACAGAAAGCAGGGGGCCGCUGGAACUGGUGAAAGAUCGACCCUCGACGUUCCUGGCGGAGAGUCCGCUGGUGGCGCCGAGGAGGUCCCUCGUGAGGGAGGUUCACCAGCGCAGCUCGAGUGACCCUGCCGGGAGCACGCGACUUGAACGGGGAGCGUCCUCCUCCGAGGCUGAGGACAUCGCAUCGGGCAGGAAACCGGAGGUGUUCCGGUCGUCUGGCAGUAUCCCAGUCGGCAGGGAGCCUGCACUGAGAAGGCAGCUCGCUUUCGAGCAACGAGGGCAGUCCUCAGCCACGUCAACCGCAUUGGACACGAUGCUGCGAAUUCAGCAGGGGGGAAGCGCGCUCGAUGAAGACUCGAGGAAAACAACGGUGGUGGCAACGGAAAAUGAAAGGUGCCUACGGCAGCAAAAGGCCGAGCCCACCAUCAUGCAGCGCUCGCAAAGCUCAGUCGCUCAGAAUGGCAGAGGCCGGCAGCUGCAGGCGGCAGCAGCGACAAGGCUGCCGCAGUUCACAGAAAAAACCCCGGAGCCCGGGGGCUUGGUCGUGCUGAAACCUCAAGCGACGGAGGCGCGGACAUCACAGGCAGCGGAUAACGGUACUCCCUGGGUGACGAGGACCACGGGUGGAGGAGAGGCUGAGACGACAAAUACGAAUCCACUUCUAAACGGGUCAAAGCCUCAGACGGUCGGGCGUUACGCUCGCCUGCUCAACGCGGCGUCGACCGAUGGCAGUGUGAGGGAAAUGGCGAAACGCUUCUCAAACAACGGCAGCACAACGAGGCUUCAGCUCGCGCCGAGAGACGAGGGGCUGGGGCAAAGACCCGUGAAUGUGCGCGGCGGAUCGCUGAGUACGCCAAAGCAAACCGUGUCUCAGACUAAGGCGGAACUUCUGGUGGCAGAGGCGCCAGUGACCCAGGUGCUCUACCGGCAGCUCCAGCAGAGCUCUCCCGAGGGGUCCAUGCUCAGCAACGCGGUAUCUCGAAAAGGGGACAGGAGCAUCUCUGACACGGCGAUGGCGAGCAAAGAGCAGCUUACUCGGGAACCCGCGGAGGAGCCCGGGAGCCUCGUGAAGCGACUGUCGCAGCGGUUCAAGAGGUCCCCGUCGACCGAGCGAAAGUCUACAGAGGGCACAGAGUCGAGGGAAAGUGAGGGCAGGAGCAAGACCCCCACCAUGAUGCAGAAGUUUUCCUCCAGACUCAAACGGAUCGGCUCCACUGAGAAGAUCGAGUCAGAGCACAAGCUUGGGGAGGCCCCGGCCACCGAGGGGCAGCAGGCGGCCAGGGACCGGGACGGGGUGCGGGACGUGGCGGCGGAGGGCGGCGACGGCCCGUUGGGUCGCGCAUCGUCACCGGCGAUGGCCCUGCGAAGGAGGAUCGAGGCGACGGUGUCCGGCCUGUCCCUGCGCUCGGGACGCAGCCGCUCCGAGGACCGGGCGGGCGGCGGCGACGCGCAAGCCGCGCGGCGCAGGGCGUUUGGCGAGACGCGCGCGGGCAGCCUCGACGCGGCCACGGACGACGCGGACGAGCAGACGGGCCUGGGGCGCGCCGCUUCGGAGUGGGCGCCCCUGCGCAGGACGGGGUCGGAGGGCGCAUCCCUGCGCGAGCUGUCCGGGGACGAGGGGGGGCGCGCGUUGUCGCGCGGCGUCAAGCCGCCCCCGUCCCCCUCCAGCAGCUCCAUGCGCUCGGUGACCAGCGCCAGCACGGAUACGGAGGAGCCGGAGCGGCGCUCGCGCUGGGACCGCUGGGGCGCGAGCCGGCUGAACCGGCGCGACCGGAGCCCCUCGCCGCAUCAAGACUCGGGCAGCAGCUCGCGUGACAGCCUCGCCUCCGUGUCCCGGGAGAACCCGGCGCCUGCCGCGCGGCUCUCCGGCUUCAAGGAGUCCGUGCGGCGGUCGCUGCGCUCCUCCGAGAGCCUGCCGGCGUUCACCGUAAAGCUCAAGGACGAGCUGCUGGUGGAGGGGGAGCCUGUCACUCUGUGCUGCAGCCCGACUGGGAGUCCUGCCCCCACCAUCUCGUGGCUCAAGGACAGGAAGCUGCUGGAGCCGGAUGAGCGCGUGCGGCUGGCCGGGUCAGCGGACGGGCGGCAGCUGCUCACGAUCGUGCGGGCCGGCAUGGCCGACGCGGGAGUCUACGAGUGCAUGGCCGUCAACUCCCUCGGCAUCGCCACCACCUCCUGCACUCUCGCUCGUGCCGGUACCUCCCUAGUCAACCACCACCUCCUGCAUGCUCGCUCGUGCUAUUCUCGUCGCGGGUCCAGUGAUUUCACCACAGGCCCUGGUUGUUAUCUUCAAAUGCCAACAAUGUAUUGUGAGACCAGCUUUAAGUUGCAUAUAGCAAAUGGGUGUGUGUGUGGGCCAUUCAAUGUUCUCUCCUUGUAUACCGAAGUGUUCUCGAAUGCUGUACAUUUUACUAGUGCACGUGUAGACACAUCUAAUAGCCGAUUUGACACAGCCUGUGGCUGCUCAUCCAUCCCCUGUAUUCUUCCAUGCCUUUGUCCCCCUCUCCCUACCUGCGUCUCCCUCUCCCUGCCCGUGUCUCCCUCUCCGUGCCCAUGUCUCCCUUCAUGCUUUUGUCUCCCUCUCCCUCUCGGUGUGUCAGAGCCCCCAAGCUGGACGGGGGCGGCCCCCGAGGUGCCGCAGGUGUUUGAGAGUGGCGCCCUCGUGGUGUGGAAGCCAGUGCAGGCGCGCACGCCGCUCACGUACUGCCUCGAGAUGCAAGCCGGCCCAGGGGAGCCUUGGAAAGAGGUGGCGAGCGGCCUCUCGGACACGUACCACCACGUGGGUGGCCUGUGCCAGGGCCUCGCCUACCGCUUCAGGGUGGCGUGCGCAACGCGCGCUGGCAAGGGCCGCGGCAGCCCCGCUUCGGAGCCCGCGCUCAUCCCUGGAGGUCGAGCUUUGGGAGUGACAGCGAGGUCCCGUCGUGACAUCGCGGGGCCACCGGCAACUGUGGCGACCGCGCAGGGCCACGCGCAGGGCCACCCGCAGGCUCCUUACACCUUCCUGGAGGAGAAGGCCAGGGGCCGUUUCGGCGUGAUCCGGGUGUGCCGCGAGAACGCCACGGGCCGCGCGUUCGCCGCCAAGGUGCUGGCCGCGGCGGACGAGGAGAGCCGCGCCUUGGCGCGCGCCGAGUUCGAUGCCCUGCGCUCGCUGAGCCACGAGCACGUGCUGGCCGUGCACGAGGCGUUCGUCACGCCGCGCCACGUGGUGCUCGUCACCGAGCUCGUCGGCGGCAGCGAGCUGCUGCAGCACCUGUGCGAGAGGCGAGUGCGGACAUGCGCCGGAGGGCGGUCGAGUGUUGCGUGGGUUUGUCAGAAUCAGAAUAUUUACUUACGCCGGAGGAAUCCGAUGAGCUGCAAAGCUCUUUUUCACAGACGGCCAGCAGGGGGCAGGUCAUUGCACGUGGUCAACCGUGGUGGUUUUGCUGCUGUUCCUGGAGGAGCCCUAAGGUGGUGGGGAGGGGGUGGGUAGUGUCUCCUGGGGCCACUAAUUGGGGUUCGGCCAGAAGACUUCAGAGACGCCUCUUCCCCCGAGGGUCUCCGGCGCUUGCUUAUUGUGGUGAUUUCGCUGUGGUUAUUUGGUCAGGUAAUUGAGGUGGAGGGGUGACCAGCUCCACGCCUCAAGGUGCACCUCGUCUGGCACUUAGUGGUAAACGGCGGUUGUUAUUGUUGUGGGUGUGGGGAGUGGUAGUGUAGUGGUGAGCACACUUCACUGCAAAACUGGCGACGCCAGUCCGAUUCCCGCUCACGGCCAACAUCAGCGGCGAAUAUCUAAACCGGUCCUGGGCCUCUCCUAAGUCGCAUCAGCCUUACAUGAGUACCUGGUGCGGUGUGUACACAUCACCCCCUCGAAUGCCGUGCCGUUCUAAGUAGUUGCUAUAUGGGGGAUCUUUUUUUUGCGUCUGCGUGCAUGGCUACGUCAAUGUGUGUGUACAUGUGUUUCUGUGUGUGUGCAUUAAUAUCUCUAUUUAUGCAUGUGUAUUCGUGUGCCUGUCUCUCUUUGUGCAUUUGUGUCCGUAUGUAUGUGCA